CUUGGACCAGGCAUUUGUUGGACAUUUCCUCAGUCUCUGCUCGGCCUGUCCUACCUUUGUCCCUGCAUGCCUUGUAGACAGGUUUAUUGAUUUCAGCCCUGAGUUUGACUGUUUCCUGCCAUCGACUCUUCUUGGCUGAAGCCUUGUGCUGCCAUUUGAAGAGAACUAAACUGCCAUUUGAAGGAUCAUCUGGACAGCCAGCAGUUUAAAAUUUUGAUCAAGGGGUGAACCAUUCUGCUGAGGCCUGUCAUUUUGGAGUAAAUCACUCACAGAGAAGCUCAAUUAUUUUUAAUACACACCACUUUGAGAUGGAGCCUCCUAUGUCUGAGUAUUAUGAAAUAUUUGAGGAUUUCCGUGGAGUUCUAUUGGAUAAACAUUUCACCAAACAUUGGGAUGAUGUUGAAACCUUCUUGGCGAGGCCAGACGACCUUGUGAUUGCUACUUAUCCUAAAUCUGGAACCACAUGGCUAAGUGAAAUUGUAUAUAUGAUCUAUAAAGAAGGUGAUGUGGAAAAAUGCAAGGAGGAUGCAAUCUUUAAUAGAAUACCUCACCUAGAAUGCAGAUAUGAAGACCAAAUAAAUGGAGUGAAACAAUUGAAAGAGAAGGAAUCUCCUAGAAUAGUGAAAACUCACCUGCCACCCAGUCUUCUUCCAGCAUCAUUUUGGGAAAAGAAUUGCAAGAUGAUCUAUCUUUGCCGGAAUGCCAAGGAUGUGGUGGUUUCUUAUUACUACUUUUUCCGAAUGAUACCUAGUUAUCCAAACCCUGAUUUUUCAGAAUUUGUGGAGAAAUUUAUGCAAGGACAAGUUCUGUAUGGUUCCUGGUAUGAUCAUGUCAAAUCUUGGUGGGAAAAGAGUAAGAAUCCACGUGUGCUAUUUAUGUUCUAUGAGGACAUGAAAGAGGAUAUCAGAAGAGAAGUGACAAAACUGAUAGAGUUCCUGGGGAAGAAGCCCUCAGCAGAGCUUGUGGACAAAAUCAUUCAACACACCUCAUUCCAGGAGAUGAAGAACAAUCCAUCCACCAAUUAUACAAUGAUGCCAGAGCACAUGAUUAACCAAAAAGUAUCACCUUUCAUGAGGAAGGGAAUCACGGGAGACUGGAAGAACCACUUCUCAGCAGCACUAAGGAAGAGAUUCGAUGAACACUAUGAAGAGCAGAUGAAGGACUGCCCUGUGAAGUUCAGAACAGAGCUCUGAGAUGCUUCCUUUUCUUGUGUCUGAAACUGGAAUGUUCUUCACUUUAUCCUCCAGUUUCUCUUGUUUCGCUUUUCAGUACAAGAGUCUUUUUGAAGGCUGAUGAUUUAAUCUCAUUCUGUCUUUUAAACAUUUACAUCAAUUUAAUUUCUGAAUGAGUUUGACAGCAAAAUCACAUUUUUCUCAUAUAUAAUAUAAGCAUGUGUUCUCUAACAGUGCUCAAAUAUUUCUAAUAAAAAUAAUUUGAUGUCUCCAUA
Messenger RNA from Meriones unguiculatus (Mongolian gerbil), 1447 nucleotides. Its product is annotated as sulfotransferase 1E1-like. Bases 309 to 1193 code for a protein of 294 amino acids. The transcript has 11 exons. The record is from RefSeq and is a predicted model, not a curated record. Lineage: Eukaryota; Metazoa; Chordata; Mammalia; Rodentia; Muridae. Gene Ontology annotation, molecular function: sulfotransferase activity. Gene Ontology annotation, biological process: sulfation. Gene Ontology annotation, cellular component: cytoplasm.